AUGCAUGCUGAGUUCUUUUGUCAUCGUGUCGGUUUGGUUAUUUUAUUUUACUUCGUCCAUGUAAGAACCGCAUGUUCAUUAGUUUAAACGAAAUAAAUUGAAUUUAUACUCACGCAAGUUUGUGGAUUUAAAUACGUUAUUGUAAACCAACGGUCAUCAAAAUGUUUUGGGGUCUUAUAAUGGAGCCAAACAAACGCUACACCCAAGUGGUGGAGAAACCGUUUCACAUCUCUCAAGCUGCAAUGGACAUAUCAACUGGAGAUAAUGACCCAUGCCAGGUUAUGGUUGUGGUUGAUGGGAAAAACUUCCUUGUCUGCACUCUCCAAAAGAACAAAACUAUUCAAGUACCUUUGGAUUUAUAUUUUAAAGCAGGAGAUUCUAUAGCUUUUUUGACUAAUGGAAAAUGCAAUGUCCAUUUGACUGGUUACUUGGACCCUGAAUUUGAGGAAGAAGUCUCUGAUGAAGAAGAUAGUCAAGAAGAAGAGGAGGAGGAGGCUCCAGCCCUGGUGCCUGCCAAGAACAAGAGAAAGCUUGAAAACACCAAUAAUGCAACAGCCAAGAAGGCUAAGAAAGAAAAGUCUGAUAAGAAAAAGGCUACUGAAGAUAGCUCAGAUUCUGAUGAUGAUGAAGAUGGGAAAGAUCAGCUUCAAAAGUUCUUGGACGGAGAAGACAUUGACACUGAUGAAAAUGAUGACUCCUUCAAUGUGAACACAUCUGCUGAUGCAAGCGACAGUGAUGAGGAAGAAUCAGACGAUGAUGAAGCUGAAGAGGAAGAGGAAGACGAUGAGGAUAAGUCAGACCAGGCGGACACAACCCUUGACACCAGCCAGGAAGAGGCGAUGCCUGAUAUGAGCAAACUCAGCAAGGCACAACGCCGCAGACUCAAAAAGAAACUACAAAAGCAGCAAGAAAAGUCACCAAAGCAGCAAGAAAAAUCACCAAAGCAGGUGAACGGCGUCGACAAGGCAAAGAAAGACAAACCUGAACAGAAGGCUGAGAAAAAGAAACCUGAAGCUAAGAAAGAAGCUCAAGAUGGACAUACUGAAAAGAAGGAAAAGAAGUCUCUCAGUGGAGGAGUGUUCAUAGAAGACUUAAAGGUCGGAAAUGGACCUGUUGCGAAACCUGGUAAAGUUGUUAUGGUCUACUAUGAAGGAAGGCUGAAACAGAACAACAAGAUGUUUGACAACUGCCUAAAAGGACCCGGGUUCAAGUUCAAACUGGGAGCUAAGGAGGUUAUCUCCGGUUGGGAUGUGGGUGUCAGCGGUAUGAAGGUUGGAGGCAAGAGGAAAAUUAUCUGCCCACCGGCAAUGGCGUAUGGAGCGAAAGGGUCUCCACCGGUCAUCCCACCUAACUCAACAUUAGUAUUUGAAGUGGAACUGAAAAAUGUUAAAUAGAAGGUUAAGUUUAUAAUAUGUAAGGAGUGAAUGUGGACAGCUGUUGAUUGUUGUUGAAAGAUUGCCAUUUGAGUUAAUAAUAUCUAAUUUCACGGUUCAACUGUUCUUGUAAACUUCAGUUAUUUAAAAUGUGGAUUAUUGCAUUCAUAUUUGUUCUUGUUUUGAAUUAGUGUUUCACAUGAAUUGGCACUCCAAGCAAGCCAUAUUUGCUGUUACUGUUAGUUUUCGGUAUAAAGUAGUGUUGAUAAGAGUGACGAAUUUCGUAACAAUGAUUCUUAUUUUGCUUUGUUAUAUAUUCAUACGGUUGCAUUAUUUCGACACAUCAUCAUGACUAGUUUAUAAAAUAUGCAGCUUGUUGUUUUCUUUUUAUUGGGACGAAUGUAUGGUUAAUGUUCAACGUUCCGUUAUAACUGUCAAUGUUAUUAUUAUAAGCACUUAGAAUUUAAUGAUACCUGUCCCAUGUAAAUAGAUAAUAAUUUUUAAAAUCAUCAUCUUGAGAGACUUCAUUUCAGUAUAGUCAUAGAAAAUAAAGUAGUAGACUUAGAAUAUUAAAAUCUACUGUAAUUCUUAAUUAAUUAAUGUUCUUCAUUAUAAAUGCGCAAAGUCAUAAGUUGUUCAAAAUGACUAACUUAUCAUAGCAACUACCAGUUUUAUUUUCUAACAUAGUUUUAAGAUUCGUUUUUCAUAAUUGCAUUAAAAUUUGUACACAUUUAUAUAGCAUUUGUACACUGGUAAAUUUUUGUCACCGUGUGACCUUGGUUCUCUCUCGUCUGUUCUAUAAUUAUGAUGAUGGUGAAAAUUCACUAGUAUAUGCAAUCGCUUACUACUAAGCAUUUUUGUAGAAUUAGUCCUUGACAUGCAAAUAAUAUUUGGUACAAAUUUUAUUAACUUGUAGCUCAUUUUCAAUUUGUUUAGUCCAUAUUUUCCAUUAUAUUUUUAAGCUAUGGUUUUAUUCACUCAAUUUUAUUUCAUUGUAAUAUUAGAUAAAAUAUUUGUAAGCUUGCGAUUUUUUCCUUACAGUAUAUUUUUAUAUUUGAUUAUUUUAUUUUAAGAAUACAAGUGGUCCCACUGAAUAUCCAGUAAUAAUGGCUAAUAUUAAAUUCUAUUGAUUAAUAUCAGAUUACAAAAUUAACAUUGUUUACUAUAGCUACUUAUGAUACAUACUUAUUUCUAUCAAUGUGAUAAACUAUAAAAAAUAAAGUUUACUUCUAU
This is a messenger RNA of Diatraea saccharalis (sugarcane borer), 2606 nucleotides long. The record is from the annotation of a GenBank genome assembly. Lineage: Eukaryota; Metazoa; Arthropoda; Insecta; Lepidoptera; Crambidae.